Messenger RNA from Anopheles merus, 1853 nucleotides. Its product is annotated as prostaglandin E2 receptor EP4 subtype. The record is from RefSeq and is a predicted model, not a curated record. Gene Ontology annotation, biological process: positive regulation of cytosolic calcium ion concentration; inflammatory response; adenylate cyclase-activating G protein-coupled receptor signaling pathway. The coding region runs from base 452 to 1666 and encodes 404 amino acids. The transcript is spliced from 5 exons. Gene Ontology annotation, cellular component: plasma membrane. Lineage: Eukaryota; Metazoa; Arthropoda; Insecta; Diptera; Culicidae. Gene Ontology annotation, molecular function: G protein-coupled receptor activity.
GCGUAGUUCUGUCCUGUGUGUUUGCGGUAAACUUCCAGAAGGCAUGUGCCCAUCCUUGCCACAUUAGGUGGUUGUGCCGGGCUAGGAGUAGCUUCUGCUUCACCACUACCCCCCAAAAGACUCCCAGCACAGGCGCGAUCCAUUCGGUGUCCAGCUUACGCGGCUGCAACGCCGAAGAGACGCGCUCAGUAACGCUUCGGGUUUGAUGCCGUGCGGUUGCACGAGCUAACGCGAGCUGAAUCAUCCCCAAAGGGGUAUUUGAUAGACAAAGUUGAAGACGGUGGAGUCUUCAAGUUGUCUCAAGUGUGUGUGUGUUACUGCAAAACAAAUCAGCAUCAUGAACUUUCCCGUGCAAUAAUAAUCAGUUGAACAUACGAAGUACGAACAAGUGAAGUGAAUUUCGCCAACGAUCAAACGUCCCGAUACUUCCCUGAACGUAAAGGCAUUGGUCAUGGCAUCGCACAGUUUCCUUCCUGGAGUGUCCGUGAACGGGACGGGUCUGGCCAACUAUACACAGCUUGCUGCUGCUGCCGCCGCCCUGCUUACCACCGUCAGCAAUGGUACGGAGGCGGGCGAGCUGGCGGCCGGCAAUCGGACGCAACCGAAGAGUGGACCCUCGCUGAUGACGCCCUGCAUGGUGAUAGUGAUGCUUUCGUACAUUUUCGGCUGCGUCGGGAACCUGACGGCCCUCAUCCAUCUGUGGCGCAACGUGCGAAACACGAAACAUGCGCUAAUGUUGAAAUGUUUACUCACGAACGAUCUCAUCGGCUUGAGCGGCAUGUUUGUCCAGAUGUGUUUGCACCUUUACCUUUCGCCCGACGUGGUGCAGGCGAACAUUCACCACCUUUGCGUCCUGCGCGUAAUUUGGCGUGUAUUCGGCAUCAGUUCCGGCUGCGUCGCGUUCGUCAUGGCCCUGGAACGCUACAUAGCGUUGGCGAAACCGUUCUUCUAUCAUAAGUACGUGACGGAUAAGCUGAUCCGCAAAUCGAUCUUUAUCCUGUGGGGCAUCGGAGCGUUCAUAACGUUUCUGCCCCUGUUUGGGUUCGGUGUGUACUUUGACGAACGGAAGCAAACGUGUGUCCGGUACCGGAGCGCCACCGAACCGAUCGACGUGGCGUACGCAUAUUUGUUCUUCGCUGUUGGAACGCUGCUGUGCGUGGGGAUCGUGAUCUGUAAUCUUAGCGUAAGGAAGGUGCUGUACCAAUCGCACCGCAAGAUGUGCCGCCAGUUUGGUUCGAUCAAACCGACCCCCAUGCUGAACCGCUCCAUGAGCCAAACGCCCAAAUCGUCUAGCUUUACCGACUCCAACAUCAUACGCAUGUUUAACGAGCCCACGACGGAGGAGAUACGCUUCGCCAAGCUGAUGACCGUCCUCAGUGUGUUCUUCAUCAUCUGCUGGCUUCCACAGAUGAUCUCAAUCAUCUUGUUGCAACAGCUCAGUGCUGCCAUGAAGCUGAAGCUAUCCUGGGUGUUCCGCGUGUCGGACAUACUGAUACUGGUGCACUUUAUGCUCGAUCCGUACAUCUACGUGCUGCUGAAGAAGAGCCGCCGCAGCGAUCUGCGCACCAUGAUACGCUACAUGUUUAGUCGCAACCAGCGGUUCAACAUGGUAGAUGCCGCCCUAUCACCGAUGCAGAAAUCGACCAACUCAUCGCCACUUCCGUAGCCUUUUUGACAGCGAGGGAAGGAGAGUUUAUUGGAUUUUUGUCAAAGCAAAGUUACGAAGCGAAUGAUGUGUCUGUUUGCCACACAAACCCCCGAGAGGUGACUGACAUUUGGGAAACAAGUUCGAUUUUAAGAGUUGCGUUAAAAAAGACAGUGAAAAUAAAUAACUUACUAGAAUAGUUCAGUGU